Messenger RNA from Insectozyma verbasci, 840 nucleotides. The record is from the annotation of a GenBank genome assembly. NCBI's taxonomy places the organism in Eukaryota, Fungi, Ascomycota, Pichiomycetes, Serinales, Debaryomycetaceae.
AUGACAAAUAAUACAGAUCGAGACCCUGAUUUUUCACUUAGAUGUAAAGAAUGUUAUGAAAUAGUGGAAAAUUAUUUAAAUGAUAACUUACCGACACCCAAAAAACCAGGUUUUAAAACUACAACAGCUCUAAAAAAUGAAGUUAAAAGUAAGAUCAAACUCACGGUAUCAAUAUUGGAAAAAUCAAUAGAUUUACAUGGAUUAAAUGAGAUUGCAAUAAGUUAUAAUGGUGGUAAAGAUUGUUUAGUCAUGUUGAUACUUUUAUUAUCCACAAUAUAUAAAAAACAUAAAGAGAUGUCAUUUAAUUUACCAAAACAUUAUGAAUUAGACUCAAUUUAUAUCAAUUCAGAGACCCCCUUCCCCAAAUUAAUCGACUUCAUACAUUCUUCAACUAAAUACUACCAUCUCAACCAAAUUAUAAUCAAAGACACUCUAAAAAAUGGUUUCAAAUACUAUCUUGAACAAGUAAAUACAAAUGUUAAAUCAGUUAUAGUCGGUAUUCGAUACUCAGAUCCUUAUGGAAGUGAAUUAAAGUAUGAACAAAUGACAGAUCAUAAUUGGCCUAAAUUUCUCCGUAUCCAUCCAAUUCUUCAUUGGCAUUAUGUUGAUAUAUGGCAGUUUUUAAUUAGCACGGGAAUUGAAUAUUGUGAAAUGUAUGAUUUGGGAUAUACUAGUCUUGGAGGUAUUAAUAGAACAAAACCUAAUCCUGAUUUAAAAUUAGAGAAUGGUGAUUAUUUACCGGCUUAUAUGUUGAAAGAUCAUGCUGAUGAGAAAGAGAGAUUAGGUAGAGAAUUAAAAGAAAGCACUCCAAUUCCAAUAGAUAAUAAAAUAGACAAUUAA